CGUGGCCUGCUGCUCAGAAGAGUUUAACUCAGUUAUAUUGAGCUGUAACAGCUCGGUAAAUGUUGAUAAGAUGUGGAGACAGCAGGUAAAAACAGAGGAAGAAGAGAAGUCGGAGGAUUUUAGACCUGCUGAUCAGGAACAGACAGAAAACAACAUGAAGAUCCGGAUAGAAGCUGUUUACAGCCUCAACCAUCAGCUGCAGACAUCAGUGGUUCCUGAAGGUGUUCAGCUGCUGAUUAAAGAARMUCCUGAAGAACAGAAGCCUGAUGUGGACCAGCAGGACCAAGAACACCUCCACAUAAAAGAGGAAGAGGAGGAACUGUGCACUAGUCUGAGAGCAGAGCAGCUCAUUGUGAAGGAGGAGACUGAUGUCACCAGCUUUAAAUUCACUGCAGUUCCAUUGAAGCAUGAGGAUGAUGAAGAUAAACCUCUGUUCUUACAGCUUCAUCAACACCAAGCUGAAGUCAGAGAUCUUCCAACCAGCAACUCAGCUCAGGAUUCUGACUCCUCAGAAACUGAAGUCAGUGAGGAUGAUGAAGAGGAUUCUGACUCCUCAGAAACUGAAGUCAGUGAGAAUGAUGAAGAGGAUUCUGACUCCUCAGAAACUGAAGUCAGUGAGGAUGAUGAAGAGGAUUCUGACUCCUCAGAAACUGAAGUCAGUGAGGAUGAUGAAGAGGAUAAUGAUGUGAACAAUCCUGACUCUCAACUGAAACACGUAGCAGACUCUGUGUCAAAACCUGAAGACACUGAUGAAGACUGUGAGUCUUCUCCCAGCAGGGUUCCUGAAUCAGGUGUAAAAAUCAACAACAAUGAACAGAAGUUGUUGCGUUGUGAGCUGUGUUGGAGAAGGUUUACCACAAAGAGCCAUUUAAACACACACAUGAGAAUCUACACAGGACAGAAACCAUUUUGUUGUGAGCUGUGUGAUCGAAGGUUUACAAGAAAGGGCAGUUUACUGUAA
This is a messenger RNA of Austrofundulus limnaeus, 961 nucleotides long. RefSeq names its product protein starmaker-like. Lineage: Eukaryota; Metazoa; Chordata; Actinopteri; Cyprinodontiformes; Rivulidae. The coding region runs from base 71 to 961 and encodes 296 amino acids. Gene Ontology annotation, biological process: regulation of transcription by RNA polymerase II; embryo development. Gene Ontology annotation, cellular component: nucleus. Gene Ontology annotation, molecular function: RNA polymerase II transcription regulatory region sequence-specific DNA binding; DNA-binding transcription factor activity, RNA polymerase II-specific. The transcript has 3 exons. The record is from RefSeq and is a predicted model, not a curated record.